Messenger RNA from Hippopotamus amphibius kiboko, 2795 nucleotides. RefSeq names its product down-regulator of transcription 1 (gene DR1). The record is from RefSeq and is a predicted model, not a curated record. Bases 375 to 905 code for a protein of 176 amino acids. The transcript has 3 exons. Gene Ontology annotation, cellular component: negative cofactor 2 complex. Gene Ontology annotation, molecular function: protein heterodimerization activity; general transcription initiation factor activity; core promoter sequence-specific DNA binding. Gene Ontology annotation, biological process: RNA polymerase II preinitiation complex assembly; positive regulation of transcription by RNA polymerase II; negative regulation of transcription by RNA polymerase II. Lineage: Eukaryota; Metazoa; Chordata; Mammalia; Artiodactyla; Hippopotamidae.
GUGCCCCCGGCGCCGUUGGGGAACGGUUAAGCGACAGCGCACGCCCCUCAGAGGAGACACGAAGGGGGUUCUGCAGCGCUCAGAUUUCCGGACCACCUUGCCUUCCCCUCUGCUAGCUGAGCAGUGCUGUCCCCAGAAUCCUCGACCCUCCCCCACCCCCCGCAUUUGCUCCCAACCUCGCCCUAAAUCUUUCACACACACGGGUGUCCCCCGCCCUCUCGAGCCACCCUCCGCCCCUUAAUUUUCUGCAUCCUCUUCUCAGAGCGCCCCCCCGGAUCGCUCUCCGAGGGCGGCCUUUUGAAAAAUCUUCGUGGAGUAGUGGACCAGAGCUGGGGAGUUUUCAAAAGUCGGGGCGCGCGCGAGAGGAAGGUACGAUGGCUUCCUCGUCUGGCAACGACGAUGAUCUCACUAUACCCAGAGCUGCUAUCAAUAAGAUGAUCAAAGAGACACUCCCCAAUGUCCGGGUGGCCAACGAUGCCCGGGAGCUGGUGGUGAACUGCUGCACUGAAUUCAUUCAUCUUAUAUCUUCUGAAGCCAAUGAGAUUUGCAACAAAUCGGAAAAGAAGACCAUCUCGCCAGAGCACGUCAUACAAGCACUAGACAGUUUAGGCUUUGGCUCUUAUAUCAGUGAAGUAAAAGAAGUCUUACAAGAAUGCAAGACAGUAGCGUUAAAAAGAAGAAAGGCCAAUUCUCGUUUGGAAAACCUUGGCAUUCCUGAAGAAGAGUUAUUGAGACAGCAACAGGAAUUAUUUGCAAAAGCUAGACAGCAACAAGCAGAAUUGGCCCAACAGGAAUGGCUUCAAAUGCAGCAAGCUGCCCAACAAGCACAGCUUGCUGCUGCUUCAGCAAGUGCAUCCAACCAGGCAGGAUCUUCUCAGGAUGAAGAAGAUGAUGAUGAUAUCUGAAAUUCACCAGCUGAGUUUCUAUUUCCUCUAUAAAUGUUUUUCCCUGCACAAGAAAACAGUGAAAGAAAUGCUUAUCUGUAAUUUUGUAUGCAUCUUGGUGGACUUGCCAUUGGUAUUCUAGAGAUAUCUGCUGUUAAGUUUCAUCUAUUGUGUGCUAUUCGUGUAAAAACUGUCUCUUUGAACUAUUGAAAAUUUAAGGUUCAGUAUAAUAUCAAUUUUGAAUUUUUAAUGGUGUUUAUGAAAUUUUAGAUAGCAGUGAGUCCUUUAUUUGAUCAAUAAACAGUGUUACAGAAAACUUCGAGUUUAUAAAAAUACAGUGAAAUUUAUACAGAAGCUCUAAACCUGCAUUUGCAUUUCCUCUGCCCUUUUAACUAAACUAAAAAUUGGGAAUUUUAAAUUAUUGGGGGGGAGGUGUUGUGUGAUGCAGUAGACAUUAGAUCAGGUUGGUGAAAAAAACAGUUCAGUUAUGUAGUAUCUGGAUUUUUUGUCUUUUAAAAUGAGUAUAUAUAUAGGCAAUAAAUAUAUAUGCUCAGGUAAAUAUACUUGUUUAAAAAAUCUCAAAACAAGACAUUCAAAAACUAGGAAGAAUAUGUUCAAUAGUAAUUGUAAAAUUUGGUAGGUUAUGUUUUUGUUCUUGAUUUUGUUUUUGUUUUAUGUAGAGGUAAAGACUAAAGUUUUAUUAUGGCAUAAUUCAUCUUGAGCUAUACUAUUACAUUUGAAAGACUGCCCAGUUUUGAGGACUGUCAUGAUUCUUAGUAUUUCACUCCAAUAAUUGUUAAUAGUAUUACUUGCUUGGUCCAUCCGUGUUUAUUGGAACUUGUGAAACAGUUGCUUAGGUUCCGUUGGUUUAACUAAGGUUCAUGAAUAUUCAAGCCUUUGCUGGAGGAAAGAAGUGAAAGUUAAUGAGCAUGCUUGCUAUAAGAGGGAUUUUUUUUGUAAUUUAACUUGUAGUUAUAGUUUACUUAUUGUUUGUUUUUAGCAUUACUUUUACAAUUUCUUGACUAGAUGGCCUAGAGUGUCCAAUGCUUCCUUUUGGAAUGGCAUCAUUGUCUCCAUCAUAAUUGAGCUUUAAAAAAUGAUUGGUUUUGUUUUGUUUAAGAAAGUGUCAUAAUCGAUCAGUCCUAUAUGAAAUAUAGUUUCAACCUGCUCAUUAAAGGGAAAAGCUUUAAUUUGGUUCUAAUAAAUAAAGUGUGGUAGUGAUUUUUAUAGGAAUCUGGUGUGUUGAACAACUGGCCUAUUGUUGGAAUUUGAAAACAGACUGGAAAAGCCACUUAAGAUAGUAUGAAGUAAUCUAAAUUCCUAUGUCAGUUGCCAAAUCAUUUAAAUUUGUAUAUUCACCAGGUCUAAAGAUAGAUUGUGGCUGCCAGGAUUCCAAUUUUAAUUAAAGAGCUAAAUAAGUAAAGUUUACAAGUAUUAGAUUUCUUAAUGAUAUUUUGCAGUUUUAGAAAAAGUGACAUAUUGUCAUACAUUUAUUAAAUACACUUCUUCCAUGCCACAAAUAUAUGAAUCUUGCUGAAUGUUUUGAGUUGAAGUUGAUAUUGUAUCCAUGAAGUGCGUUUGGACAAGAUAGAAGGGACUGUUUUUUUAAAAGUUUAAGUACCAAAGGUAGUCUAGUCUAAGAAAUUAUAAGUUAAUAAGUGUUGGCUUUUCUAACUUGUACUGUAACAUCCUUAUACUUUCUCUUUUAAGUAUAUCUGUUUCUUAAGUAAACAACUUAGAUAUUUUUCCAUCCUUUUUUUUUCCUUUUUGAUGCAGAGUUCAGGUUAAUUAAUAUUUUACUGCAUCUGAUAAUAAUGUAUUAUAUGUUUGAAUCCUAGUGACUUUUCAUUUUGACAUUCUUGUGAUUUUCAUAUGCUGUAUUCUUCAAGCAAUAAAAUCUGAUGUGUUUUA